Molecule: messenger RNA, 2538 nt
Organism: Rangifer tarandus platyrhynchus (Svalbard reindeer)
Lineage: Eukaryota; Metazoa; Chordata; Mammalia; Artiodactyla; Cervidae
Source: the annotation of a GenBank genome assembly
AUGUCCAAAAAGGGCGCAGGCGGCCGGAGCAAGGGGGACAAGGCGGAGGUCCUCGCCGCGCUGCAGGCCGCCAACGAGGACCUGCGGGCCAAGCUCACCGAGAUCCAGAUUGAGCUGCAGCAGGAGAAGAGCAAGGUCGGCCGGGUGGAAAGGGAGAAGAACCAGGAGCUCAGGCAGGCGCGGGAGCACGAGCAGCACAAGAGCGCCGUCCUGCUCACCGAGCUGAGGACCAAGCUCCACGAGGAGAAGAUGAAGGAGCUCCAGGCGCUGCGGGAGGCGCUGCUGCGCCAGCACGAGGCCGAGCUGCUGCGCGUCAUCCGGACCAAGGACAGCGAGAACCAGCGGCUGCAGGCGCUGCUACACGCCGUGCGCGACGGCGGCCCGGACCGGGCGCGCACCGUGCUGCUGUCCGAGGCCAAGGAGGAGGCCAAGAAGGGCUUCGAGGUGGAGAAGGUGAAGAUGCAGCAGGAGAUCUCGGAGCUGAAGGGCGCCAAGAGGCAGGUGGAGGAGGCGCUGACCCUGGUCAUCCGCGCCGACAAGAUCAAGGCCGCGGAGAUCAGGAGCGUGUACCACCUGCACCAGGAGGAGAUCUCCCGCAUCAAGAAGGAGUGCGAGCGCGAGAUCCGCCGGCUGAUGGAGGAGAUAAAAUUUAAAGACAGAGCAGUCUUCGUGCUGGAGAGAGAGUUAGGGGUUCAAGCCGGGCAUGCUCAGAGACUCCAGCUCCAAAAAGAGGCUCUAGACGAGCAGCUGUCCCAGGUCAAAGAGACCGACCGGCACCCGGGCAGCCCCAGGCGGGAGCUUCCUCAUGCAAGCGGUGCAGGAGACGCCUCAGACCACUCGGGAAGCCCUGAACAGCAGUUGGAUGAAAAGGAUGCUCGGCGUUUCCAACUUAAGAUUGCGGAGCUGAGCGCGAUCAUCCGGAAACUCGAGGACCGCAAUGCCCUGCUGUCGGAGGAACGGAACGAGCUGUUAAAGCGUGUAAGGGAAGCUGAAAGUCAGUACAAGCCAUUGCUGGACAAAAACAAGCGCCUCACUCGGAAGAACGAAGAUCUGUCCCACAGCUUACGUCGGAUGGAAAACAAGUUAAAAUUUGUCACCCAGGAGAACAUAGAGAUGAGGCAGAGAGCAGGGAUCAUUCGGAGACCCAGUUCCUUGAACGACCUGGAUCAGAGUCAGGACGAGCGGGAGGUGGACUUCCUGAAGUUGCAGAUUGUUGAGCAGCAGCAUCUCAUAGACGAGCUCUCCAAGACCCUGGAGACCGCUGGCUACGUGAAGAGCGUGUUAGAACGUGAUAAGCUUUUAAGAUACCGGAAACAAAGAAAGAAAAUGGCAAAAAUACCCAAGAAGCCGGUUGUCGUGGAGACCUUCUUUGGAUAUGAUGAAGAGGCUUCUCUGGAGUCCGACGGUUCUUCCAUCUCUUAUCAAACAGACAGGACGGACCAGACCCCAUGCACCCCAGAUGACGACCUGGAGGAGGGCAUGGCCAAGGAGGAGACAGAGCUGCGGUUCCGCCAGCUGACCAUGGAGUACCAGGCCCUGCAGCGGGCCUACGCGCUGCUGCAGGAGCAGGUCGGAGGGACGCUGGAUGCAGAGCGAGAAGUUAAGACCCGUGAGCAGCUGCAGGCGGACGUGCAGAGGGCGCAGGCGCGGAUCGAGGACCUGGAGAAGGCCCUGGCCGAGCAGGGGCAGGAUAUGAAGUGGAUUGAAGAGAAGCAAGCACUGUUUCGGAGAAAUCAGGAGUUGGUGGAAAAGAUUAAACAAAUGGAGACCGAAGAGGCUCGGCUAAAACACGACGUCCAGGAUGCGAAGGACCAGAACGAGCUGCUGGAGUUCCGGAUCCUGGAGCUGGAGGAGAGGGAGAGAAAGUCGCCGGCCAUCACCUUCCACCACACCCCCUUCGUGGACGGGAAGAGCCCCCUGCAGGCAUAUUGUGAGGCAGAAGGCGUGACGGACAUCCUGGUCUCGGAGCUGAUGAAGAAGCUGGACCUGCUGGGGGACAACGCCAAUCUGACCAACGAGGAGCAAGUGGUUGUCAUACAAGCCAGGACAGUCCUGACCUUGGCCGAGAAGUGGCUGCAGCAGAUCGAGGAGACGGAGUCGGCCCUGCAGCGGAAGAUGGUGGACCUGGAAAGUGAGAAGGAGCUGUUCAGUAAGCAGAAGGGCUACCUGGACGAGGAGCUAGACUACCGGAAGCAGUGCUUGGACCAGGCUCAUAAGCACAUCCUGGAGCUGGAAGCCAUGCUGUACGAUGCCCUGCAGCAGGAGGCCGGGGCCAAAGUAGCCGAGCUGCUGUCGGAGGAGGAGCGUGAGAAGCUCGGGGUGGCGGUGGAGCAGUGGAAGCGCCAGGUCAUGAGCGAACUGCGCGAGCGGGACGCCCAGAUCCUGCGGGAGCGCAUGGAGCUUUUGCAACUGGCACAGCAGAGAAUUAAAGAAUUAGAAGAAAGAAUAGAAGCCCAGAAGAGACAAAUAAAGGAACUGGAGGAAAAGUUUCUAUUUUUGUUCUUAUUUUUCUCCUUAGCUUUCAUUCUGUGGUCAUAG